CAUUCCAACCUCCUUCGACUCCUCGCCAUCACCACCGAGCCGAAAUCUGGUGACUUCUGCAUGGUAACAGAGUUUGCUUCCAUGGGUUCGUUGGACACACAUUUGUCGGAACUUGCCGAAAGGAAGACGACGAUCAGUCCGUUGGUGCAGCUGCAAGUGGCCAUGCAGAUUUGUGAAGGGAUGGUACAGCUUGCCCUGUAUGAGGUGGUGCAUCGAGACCUCGCAGCAAGGAACGUGCUUGUCUUCAGUCUAGUCCCGCAGGAUCACCUCAGGGUGAACGUCAAGAUAGCCGACUAUGGGCUGUCGAUCAUGGCCUCCCGCGGGUAUGGAGAAGGAGCUGGGGGCGUGAGCACGGCAGGAUCGACAAUUCGACCAGUCCGAUGGUUGGCACCAGAAUGUAUUCAGCGACGACGUUACUCGGAGAAGAGCGAUGUGUGGGCGUUCGGCGUUACCCUAUGGGAGGUGUGGACAUACGCUAAAGUUCCGUUCUACAACACUUCAGAUGAAGAAGUGGAACAGAAGGUGCUCACGGGCUCGCGACUUUCUCAGCCCCAGUCAUGCCCUGAUCAAGUAUACAGCAUCAUGCAGGAAUGCUGGAAGGAGAAGCAGUCAGACCGGCCAGAAUUCAAAGAUUUG
Guillardia theta CCMP2712 is the source of this 636-nucleotide messenger RNA. RefSeq lists its product as hypothetical. The record is from RefSeq and is a predicted model, not a curated record. Gene Ontology annotation, biological process: protein phosphorylation; positive regulation of kinase activity; multicellular organism development. The transcript has a single exon. The annotation marks the transcript as partial. Gene Ontology annotation, cellular component: signaling receptor complex. Lineage: Eukaryota; Cryptophyceae; Pyrenomonadales; Geminigeraceae. Gene Ontology annotation, molecular function: transmembrane receptor protein tyrosine kinase activity; ATP binding.